This is a messenger RNA of Boleophthalmus pectinirostris (great blue-spotted mudskipper), 948 nucleotides long. Its product is annotated as olfactory receptor 51L1-like. Bases 1 to 948 code for a protein of 315 amino acids. Lineage: Eukaryota; Metazoa; Chordata; Actinopteri; Gobiiformes; Gobiidae. The record is from RefSeq and is a predicted model, not a curated record. Gene Ontology annotation, biological process: G protein-coupled receptor signaling pathway. Gene Ontology annotation, molecular function: olfactory receptor activity; G protein-coupled receptor activity. Gene Ontology annotation, cellular component: membrane. The transcript has a single exon.
AUGAAGAAUGUUACGCAGUACCCGGGCUAUUUUCAAUUGACUCUUUUUGCAGAUUAUGGACGUUUUCGAUAUUUGUUAUUUACUUUUUUCUUGGUGAUUUACAUGACGAUAAUCUCUGCUAACAUGGUCAUAAUAAUCACUAUUUUAUUAGAGAAGUCUUUGCACCAGCCAAUGUAUGUCUUUAUCUGCUGUUUGUCUGUGAACUCUCUGUACGGCUCUGCUGGAUUCUUCCCCAGGUUUUUGGUUGAUCUUUUGUCUGAUUCUCAUUUUAUUUCACGACCUUCAUGUUUCAUUCAAAUGUAUGUUAUUUAUACAUAUGCUUCUUGUGAGUUUACAAUACUCGGAAUCAUGGCUUACGACAGGUUUGUGGCCAUCUGUCAGCCUCUGCAUUAUCACACUAAAAUGACCAUAAGGAAAGCACUGAGUUUGUGGUUGGCUGGAAUCAGUUAUCCUUGUGUGUGCUGUUUUGUGGGUAUGUAUUUAACUGUCCUAUUACCUCUGUGUGGAAAUAAACUGCCCAGGCUUUUCUGCGCAAACUGGCCUGUGGUUAAAAACUCUUGUGUUGACACAACACCUAACAAUGCAGUGGGUCAGUUUGUGACUGUAACUACCAUCUUUAUCCCUCUGCUGUUUGUGCUCUUCUCAUAUGUGCAGAUUCUCAUCGUGUGCAAAAGAGGCAGCGCUGAACUGAGAGGCAAAGCUCUGCAAACCUGUCUUCCACAUUUAGUGACGUUUGUCACAUAUUCUGUGUCUGUUUUUCUGGAGUUGUCACUGACACGAUUUGACACAAACAAAAUUAACCCAAUAGUCACAGCUGUUUUAUCUUUGGAGUAUCUAAUGGUGCCGUCCAUUAACAACCCUCUCAUCUACGGACUCAAGCUGCCACAGAUCAGAGCGGCCGUGUACCAGCGACUCAGGAUUCAAGCCAAAACUGUGAACCACCUUUAA